Psylliodes chrysocephalus is the source of this 1099-nucleotide messenger RNA. The record is from the annotation of a GenBank genome assembly. Lineage: Eukaryota; Metazoa; Arthropoda; Insecta; Coleoptera; Chrysomelidae.
CUGUCAUAUUUGAGAGAUAAAUGUUUAAACUUCAAUACUAAUCACUUUCAGUUCGACAAAAUGCAGCCACUCACUAACAUAUUAAACUUAAACAUCGAAGAGUAUAAAAAACUCUUCGAUGGUAUUGAAGUUAUCGUAACAGAUUGUGACGGCGUUUUAUGGGUAGACAAUGAGCCAAUACCAGGAUCUGCUGAGAUGAUCAAUGAAUUUAGAAACCAAGGAAAAAAGAUUAUUUUUCUUACAAACAAUUCGACGAAACAUCGAGAACAUUUCUUGAUUAAGUUAAACAGGCUUGGUUUUAUUGCAGAGAAGCAAGAUAUUGUAUCUUCAGCAUCGAUAGUAGUCUCUUUUUUAAAAAGGAAAGGAUUUAACAAAAAAGUGUAUUUAAUUGGGUCCACGGGACUUGCAAGGGAACUUAAAGAUGCCGGAAUAAAUCACUUAGAAAUAGGUCCAGAUGUAAUAAUCCACAACAAUUUAUACAAAACCGUAGAUACUUUUCACGCUGAUCCAGAAGUAGGAGCCGUCGUUGUAGGCUUUGAUGAACAUUUUUCUUAUGUAAAACUUUUAAAAGCUGCUUCAUAUCUGAACAAACAGUCAUGUAUUUUCCUGGCCACAAAUAAAGACGAAAGAUUUCCCAUAAGUUCCAAAAUAGUUGUACCUGGAACUGGAGCGAUUGUAAAGUCUAUUGAGACAGUAUCUCAGAAAGCAGCAAUUCUUCUUGGGAAGCCAAGCAGUUAUGUUGUUAAAACUCUUGUUGAUGACUACGGGGUUCAACCUAUGAGAUGUUUAAUAAUAGGCGAUAAUUGCAAAACAGAUAUUUUGAUGGGUUCAAGAAGUGGACUUAAAACUCUAUUAGUAUUAUCAGGUCUAACAAAACUACCAGAAGUUGAAGCUUGGAAGAAUUCAUCUAAUAGAGAUGAUUCUGAAUUCGUACCAGAUUAUUAUGUUGCCAAGUUGGGAGAUCUCGUUAAGUUCGUGAAGAAAGUUGCUUAAAGAUGCCUAUAGUUUUAUUUCUUAUAAGAGACUUUAUAAUUUAAUAUAAUGUGGUUCUAUAUUUUCUCAAUCUUAUUUUCGAUCUAAAAUAUACAAUUAAUAAGUU